Brienomyrus brachyistius is the source of this 2562-nucleotide messenger RNA. It is a transcript of the gene tubg1, whose product is annotated as tubulin, gamma 1. The coding region runs from base 93 to 1448 and encodes 451 amino acids. The transcript has 11 exons. Gene Ontology annotation, biological process: meiotic spindle organization; mitotic spindle organization; microtubule nucleation. Gene Ontology annotation, cellular component: microtubule; spindle; gamma-tubulin complex. Gene Ontology annotation, molecular function: GTP binding; structural constituent of cytoskeleton. NCBI's taxonomy places the organism in Eukaryota, Metazoa, Chordata, Actinopteri, Osteoglossiformes, Mormyridae. The record is from RefSeq and is a predicted model, not a curated record.
AGGAAGCGCCGGUCAUUGAGACGCGUUGGGGGCAGGCCUUCGAGCGCUGGAUUGUCAGUUGAUUAACUUCGGUACUCCGUUAAUGAAGCAAGAUGCCCAGGGAGAUUAUAACACUUCAGUUAGGACAGUGCGGCAAUCAGAUCGGCUUUGAGUUCUGGAAGCAGCUGUGCGCCGAACAUGGCAUCAGCCCGGAGGGAAUUGUGGAAGAGUUCGCCACGGAGGGCACGGACCGCAAAGACGUAUUUUUCUACCAGGCGGACGAUGAGCACUACAUCCCAAGGGCGGUUCUGCUCGAUCUGGAGCCCAGGGUAAUCCACUCCAUCCUGAACUCGCCGUACGCCAACCUGUACAACCCAGAGAACAUCUACCUGUCAGAACACGGAGGGGGCGCUGGGAACAACUGGGCCAGCGGCUUUUCCCAGGGUGAGAAAAUCCACGAGGACAUCUUCGACAUCAUCGACAGAGAGGCAGAUGGCAGCGACAGCUUGGAGGGCUUUGUACUCUGCCACUCCAUUGCAGGGGGGACAGGAUCAGGCCUGGGAUCUUACCUGCUGGAGAAACUGAAUGAUCGGUACCCCAAGAAGCUGGUGCAGACUUACUCGGUGUUCCCCAACCAGGACGAGAUGAGUGACGUGGUGGUGCAGCCCUACAACUCUCUGCUGACGCUGAAGAGGUUGACGCAGAAUGCUGACUGCGUGGUGGUGCUGGACAACACGGCCCUGAACCGCAUCGCCACGGACCGUCUGCACAUCCAGAACCCCUCCUUCUCUCAGAUCAACCAGCUGGUGUCCACUAUAAUGUCUGCCAGCACGACAACUUUGCGCUACCCCGGCUACAUGAACAACGACCUCAUUGGCCUGAUAGCUUCCCUCAUCCCCACCCCGCGCCUCCAUUUCCUGAUGACGGGCUACACCCCUCUCACCACCGACCAGUCGGUGGCCAGUGUGAGGAAGACCACGGUGCUGGACGUGAUGAGGCGGCUGCUGCAGCCCAAGAACGUCAUGGUGUCGACGGGCCGAGACCGGCAGACCAACCACUGCUACAUCGCCAUCCUCAACAUCAUCCAGGGCGAGGUGGAUCCCACGCAGGUGCAUAAGAGCCUGCAGAGAAUCCGAGAGAGGAAGCUGGCCAACUUUAUCCCUUGGGGACCUGCCAGCAUCCAAGUGGCCCUGUCAAGGAAGUCCCCUUACCUGCCCUCCGCCCAUCGUGUCAGCGGGCUGAUGAUGGCCAAUCACACGAGCAUUUCCUCUCUGUUUGAACGCACGUGCCGGCAGUACGACAAGCUACGCAAGCGCGAGGCUUUCCUGGAACAGUUCCGGAAGGAGGAUAUGUUCAAGGAAAACUUUGACGAGCUGGACAACUCUCGGGAAGUGGUCCAGCAGCUCAUAGAUGAGUACAGCGCCGCCACCCGGCCCGACUAUAUUUCCUGGGGGUCCCAGGAGCAGUGAUCACCCGCCAGGGCUAUAAGCCCAGACAUCUUCUAGGGUACCUCUGAAGAAGGUAGCUUUUUCCUCUGUUGACGUGACCUAGCAGGAUGCUAUAAGCCAUUAGUUCCCCUAUAGCAGGUAUUUCUCAUUAUAUAUAACAGCGUUUCAAGCCCGGGAAUUUUAUGUAAACGAUGUGCUAUCAUCCGGUGAACUUCUUACUAGCCGAUUGUGUAGCGUAGCACAGCAAUUUCCAAGUUUUGUGUCCUGAGCUGUGUCCUCCUCGUCAGCUGGUUUGACCUCACUUUGUUCAGAUUUCCCCCCUCCCCAUAACAUGACUGUACAUGUUUGCCAGCCUGAAAUACCUGAAUAUAAGGCGUGGCUGCCUGCAUUGUGCAACAGCUGGCAGAGUAUAUAAUACGAGAUGAAAUUAGAGUUAGAUGUCGCAGCAAAACAGCGAGCAAGUAAGGGUUAUAAACUCUUAUCUGUUUUUUGUUGCUGUGGUUUGGCUUUUCAGUAGCUCUCCUCCCGGACUCUUCCGGCUUCCUGAAUCUUCCAGCGAACAAAACAUUAUUUGUAGAUAAGAUGACUGCUUGCUACUUCAGCUUGGCAAUACUGCAAUCCGUUCGAUACCGUGGACUCCUUUGACAUCAAGUGCGUUUUUGCUUCCCACAACAUUGUAGCAUGCUAUCCAAGUAGUUGAUGAUGUCACUGUAGUGCAUGAUGCACCCUCGGCAUCCUGGGAACUCCUCAAGGGUUUGGGCAAGAGAGCAGCUGGUAGUUGGAAACUUUGCUGUUUACCAUCAGGUAACACCAGUACUUUGGCUUUUAUUGCUCUUUUUGUAAUGCCUGGUUCAAUAUGCAAAAUUAACAACCUCAAGCCACAUCAGUACAACAGACCGAUAUUUUUUGCGUCCAGACAGUGGAGGGUGUCUAUUUUUCUAAUUGUGGAUAUUUGCGGUUUCUUGUAUAGUACACAAUGCACUGACUUUUUUUUUUUUUUUUCACCCCCCCAAAUCAUUUCCUGCUUCGCAGAAGUUUGCAAGUGGUGUACAUACAGCGAAUGCAACAAUGCAUUUUUGCUUGGAGCAGAUGCAACGUUCGAAUUUGUGCUUUAACAAAUAAAGAUUUAACACAA